Hibiscus syriacus is the source of this 2996-nucleotide messenger RNA. RefSeq names its product putative disease resistance RPP13-like protein 1. The transcript has a single exon. The record is from RefSeq and is a predicted model, not a curated record. The coding region runs from base 210 to 2996 and encodes 928 amino acids. Gene Ontology annotation, biological process: defense response to other organism. NCBI's taxonomy places the organism in Eukaryota, Viridiplantae, Streptophyta, Magnoliopsida, Malvales, Malvaceae. Gene Ontology annotation, molecular function: ADP binding.
GGUUCCAAAGUUCUGGUUGUUGGGGUCUUCAGUUUCCACGCCACACCUCUCUAGUGGAGCUAAAAGCAAGAGGAUUAAUUAUUCUUAGUUUCGCCAAGUUUUUGGGUUAGUAGUUUGGAGUGGACGGACGGCACUGGAAUUUGCAUCUCCGGUGGUCUCCUUGUUCUCCCUCGUCUGCUCUCAGGUCAUCUCAAUUUAAAGAAAUCGAGAUGGAAGUUAUUGUGUCAAGUGUUGCUGAUACUGCGCUCUCCGCUUGCUUCCGCUCCCUAUGCGAAAAUCUGUCGUCCCCCGACUUCCUCAGAUUCACACGCGACGAGCAACUCGCAGCCGAAAUGAACAAGUGGCAGAAGCUCUUGCGUCAAAUGAAUGCCUCGCUCGAGGAUGCCGAAGAGAAGCAAAUCACAAGCCCUGCCGUCGAACACUGGCUCGACGAAUUACAGCAUGUUGCUUUUGAUGUCGAGGAUGUCGUUGACGAGCUCACCACCGAGGCUUUGCGGCGGAAACUAACGGAGCACACUCGGCAGCCUUCGGCAAGCACUAAUAAGGUAUGGAAGUUUAUCGUCCCAUCGUGUUUCCGUGCUAUCAAUAUGAAUAUUAUUAAGUUUGAUGCCGAGAUCAAACCGAAAAUACAAGAAAUUACUGCAAGAUUGGAUGAGUUGGUGGUACAAAAGAGGAUUUUGAAGUUAGAAGAGAUUGUUAAAGGUGGGUCUGAGAAGGUGCUUCAGAGAGUCACUACUUCUCUUGUUGAUGAGUCUCGUGUUUAUGGUAGGGAAAGUGAUGCAGAUGCCGUUGUGAACUUGUUGAUGAUGGAUGGCGGAGAAAUUGGUGAAGGCAAAAUCGGUGUGGUUUCGAUUUUAGGUAUGGGAGGGUUAGGGAAAACUACUCUUGCUCAGUUAGUUUACAAGGAUGUUCGAAUCGAGACUUCAUUCGAGUUGAGAGCCUGGGUUUGUGUCUCCGAGGAAUUCGAUGUUCUUAAGGUGACAAAGACCUUGAUUCAUGAUGUUGCUUCUGAUAUCGAUGAGUCGAAGGAUUGGAAUUCACUUCAAGUGCUCGAGGAGGAGUUGCGGGGAAGAAAAUUUCUGAUUGUUUUAGAUGACAUGUGGAAUGAGAAUUAUGACCAUUGGGAUCUUCUAUGCAGACCCUUUGCUGCAGGGGCUUCCGGGAGUAAAAUACUGGUCACGACUCGGAAUGAAUCGGUUGCGCCUAGCUGUGGGGGAUGCCGGCACCAUUUGAAGGAACUGUCGAUUGAUGAUUGUCUCUUGAUAUUAACCUGUCAUGCUCUUAGAGCCAAGAAUUUCGAUGAAUACCCGAAUUUAAAAGCCGUUGGCGAGCGGAUAGUGGAAAGGUGCAAAGGGUUGCCACUUGCCGCUAAGACCUUGGGAGGACUACUUAGGACUAAAGUGAAUCAGGGUGAAUGGGAGGACAUACUGACGAGCAAGAUAUGGGAUUUGCCUGACAAAAGAACCGGCAUAAUGCCGGCUCUGAGAUUGAGCUACCUUCAUCUUCCUUCCCUUUUGAAACGAUGCUUUGCUUAUUGCGCCAUAUUCCCAAAGGAUAACGAAUUCGACAAGGACGAGCUGGUUCUCUUGUGGAUGGCGGAGGGUUUCUUACAACAGCCAAGAGGAGGUGCACGAAUGGAGGAUUUAGGUUCAAAAUGUUUCAACGAGUUACUCUCGCGAUCGUUUUUCCAACAAUCGAACAGCAACCAAACGCAAUUUGUGAUGCAUGACCUCAUAAAUGACUUGGCUAAAUCCGUUUCCAGAGAUAUAUGCUUUAAUCUCGAGGACAUGGAUAUGCUUGAGGGUGAUAUGUUAUGCAUGGCUGUUGAAAGGAUUCGUUAUUUAGCAUUCACUCGUAAACAAUACGAUGUCGCAAAAAGAUUCGAAGUCCUCCGUCAAACGAAGAAAUUGAGAACGUUGGCUGCAUUACCUACUUGUAUGCCGACUUGGGCAUCUUGUUGCUAUUUGAGUGGUGAUGUCUUGCAGAAAAUGCUGUCAAGGUUGAGAUGCUUAAGAGUACUAUGUCUGAGUGGUUAUUCCAUCCGUGAGCUACCGAAUUCCGUCGGUCAUUUGAAGCAAUUACGCUACCUGAACUUGUCUCGCAGUCGAAUUAAACGGUUACCUCAAUCUGUGGGUUCGCUUAUCAACUUGCAAACGUUGAAGUUGCACGGCUGCACAGAACUUACUAAUUUGCCACGAGUUAUCGAAAAUCAGGUGAACCUUCAUGUUCUUGAUCUUGCCGGUACUAGUAAUUUACAGGAUAUGCCGUUUAAGAUUGGAAAAUUGAAGAAUCUUCAGAUUUUAUCCAAAUUAAUUGUUGGCAAGGGCAUUGGAUCUGCUGUUAGUGAAUUGAGGGGCUUGUUGAAUCUGCGGGGGAAGCUUUCCAUCUCGGGGUUGGAAAAUGUUGCAGAUUUCCGAGAUGCUAGCAAUGGGAACCUCAAGGACAAGGAUGGCUUAACCGAGUUGGAUCUGCAAUGGAGUGACGAGUCCCUUAAUUCUGAAAACGAGGAAGGUCAUAUGCAUGUUCUCGAAAGUCUGAUGCCCGGUAAGAAUAUGGAAAAACUGAGAAUUCUGUUCUAUGGUGGUAAAAUGUUUCCUUCUUGGUUAGGUGAUCCUUCAUUGACUAACAUAGUGUGGUUAGAACUCCUUAAUUGCAGAAACAGCAUAUUACUUCCAUCACUUGGGAGAUUACCCUCACUAAAAAUAUUGUCCAUAGUAGGAAUGGAUAGAGUCCAAAAGGUGGGUUUGAUGUUUUAUGGACAUGGUUGUACAUGUGUUAAGCCUUUUCCAUCUUUGGAAAUUCUACGGUUUAAGGAUAUGUUGGAAUGGACGUGCUGGUCUUCUCCUAGCGGAGCUAAUGAAGACUCGGGGGAAGAAUUCCCUUGUCUCCUCGAGCUUACGGUAGAGAAUUGUCCCAAGUUGAUUGGAAAGUUACCUGGUCGUCUUCUUUCUCUCGUGAAACUUGUAAUCAAGCAUUGCCCGAAAUUAGAAUCUUAA